This is a messenger RNA of Fraxinus pennsylvanica, 384 nucleotides long. The record is from the annotation of a GenBank genome assembly. Lineage: Eukaryota; Viridiplantae; Streptophyta; Magnoliopsida; Lamiales; Oleaceae.
AUGCAAAAAUCGGAAUUUUACUCCAUUGAGCACCAACUGCAUAAUCCAGCACAAAUUGCUCGGAAAGAGCUGCUGAAUCCUUUGGAGCAUUCCAUGAGGUUGAAAUUGAAUCUGAAUUACCAUGUUGUUGAUUUGAACGAAGUUCCCAAUGGAGAAUCUGAUGAAUUCGACUCUGAUGAAGAUUCUGAUGGAAGUGAUGAAGAGACACCAAACAAGGCUGACCAAAUUUGCUGUGAUAUCUGCCAAUGCUGGGUGCCCUGUCCGUGUGAUGGGAUCAGUGAUGCGAAGUACAUGCAAUUUCAAGCAGAUGGAAAUCUGCAGUAUGUAUGUCCAGCAUGCCGGGAAGAAUGCAACCAAGUUAGGAAUCUCGAAGAAGCUGUUUAG